GGAGAGCAGCGCCGGGCGAGUGCGUCCGCGGCCACGCCCACCUUCUCGCAAGGACUGCCGGGAAAGCCCCCAUCUUUAAGCGCGUUUGGCUGGCCCGCCGGCGCUCGGAAGUACAGGCGCUUCUGUCGUUGUUCUUGGAGCUGUGGUGACCGUGGGAUCAGAAUCUUUGAGUGUGAGAAACUUUACAGAUAGCCAUAAUGGCUGAAAAUGGAGAUAAUGAAAAAAUGGCUGCUCUGGAGGCCAAAAUCUGUCAUCAAAUUGAGUAUUAUUUUGGAGACUUCAAUUUGCCACGAGACAAAUUUUUAAAAGAACAGAUCAAAUUGGAUGAAGGCUGGGUACCUUUGGAAACAAUGAUAAAAUUCAACAGGCUAAACCGACUGACAACAGACUUUAAUGUAAUUGUGGAAGCACUGAGCAAAUCUAAGGCAAAACUCAUGGAAGUGAGUGCAGACAAAACUAAAAUUAGAAGAUCACCAAGCAGACCACUCCCUGAAGUGACGGAUGAGUAUAAGAAUGAUGUAAAAAACAGAUCUGUUUAUAUUAAAGGCUUCCCAACUGAUGCUACCCUUGAUGAUAUAAAAGAAUGGCUAGAUGAUAAAGGCCAAAUACUGAAUAUUCAGAUGAGAAGAACAUUGCACAAAACAUUUAAGGGGUCAAUAUUUGCUGUGUUUGAUAGUAUUCAGUCUGCAAAGAAGUUUGUGGAGACUCCUGGCCAGAAGUACAAAGACACUAACCUGCUAAUACUCUUUAAGGAAGAUUACUUUGCAAAAAAAAAUGAAGAAAGAAAGCAGAGCAAAGUGGAAGCUAAAUUAAAAGCUAAACAAGAACAUGAAGGAAGACACAAGCCAGGAAGUACUGAAACAAGAGCUCUAGAAGGAAAGAUGGGAUGCUUACUGAAGUUUUCAGGUGACUUGGAUGACCAGACCUGUAGAGAAGAUUUACACUUCCUUUUCUCAAAUCAUGGUGAAAUAAAAUGGAUUGACUUUGUCAGAGGCGCAAAAGAGGGAAUAAUUCUCUUCAAAGAAAAGGCUAAGGAAGCACUUGAGAAAGCCAGAAAUGCAAAUAAUGGUAACCUACUAUUAAGGAACAAAAAGGUGACUUGGAAAGUACUAGAAGGACAUGCGGAAAAAGAAGCAAUGAAAAAAAUCACAGAUGAUCAGCAAGAAUCACUAAACAAAUGGAAGUCAAAAGGAGGUCAUGCAGCCGGCAGAUUUAAAGGAAGUCAUGUUUUUACAGCAGCCCGCAGAUUUAAAGGAAAGGGAAAUAGACCUCCUUAUGCUGGGGCACCCAAAGGAAGAGGACAGUUUCAGGGAAGGAGGACAAGAUUUGAUGAUGAUCACCGUCGUGGACCAAUGAAAAGAGGAAGAGACGGAAGAGACAGAGAAGAACCGGCAUCAAAGCAUAAGAAAAGAGAGAAUGGUGCUAGAGACAAGUAGUUUAUUUAGUAAGCAGUGUUUUUAUUCCUUAGUUAGAUUUUAAGCUGCUUUUUGUCUUCAGAAGCUUUUAAAAAGAAAAGCGAAUUAGGUCCACUUCAAUGUCCACCUGUAUAAAAGAAAAUUUUUUUUGUUUUACUUGUCUUCUUUUUGUUGUUACCCAAUGAAAGUUUUUUUAAAAAUGUAUAGUUCUGUUUGUGUUUGGAUGAUUAAAAUAUGAGAAGGAAGAUUCUUCCUCUUAAUUGCCUUUGUAAUAUGAGAAUGUAUUAGUACAGACUUGUAAAAUAUAUACUGUAUAAAAAUA
This is a messenger RNA of Arvicanthis niloticus (Nile rat), 1737 nucleotides long. It is a transcript of the gene Ssb, whose product is annotated as small RNA binding exonuclease protection factor La. Gene Ontology annotation, biological process: tRNA processing; positive regulation of translation. Gene Ontology annotation, molecular function: mRNA binding. Gene Ontology annotation, cellular component: ribonucleoprotein complex; nucleus; cytoplasmic stress granule. NCBI's taxonomy places the organism in Eukaryota, Metazoa, Chordata, Mammalia, Rodentia, Muridae. The record is from RefSeq and is a predicted model, not a curated record.